AUGAUCGCCGUGUCCAUCCCCGCGGCGGAGCCCCCGGCGGCGGCAGCGCGCAGCCCCGAGCGGGCGCACACGGUGUUCCGGGUGGAGGUGCUGUGCAAUGGCCGGCGGCACACGGUGACCAAGCGCUACAGCGAGUUCCAGGCGCUGCACAAGCGGAUCAAGAAGACCUGCAAGGUGCCCGACUUCCCCCCCCGCCAUGUGCCCAACUGGAUGCCCAAAGCGCUGGAGCAGCGCCGGCAGGCCCUGGAGGUUUACCUGCAGGGUGUGCUGUACCACAACAAGGAGCUGCCCCAGGACAUCCUGGACUUCCUGAAGGUGCGGCGGUGCCAGCAGAGCCCCAAGGGCAGCAGCCCCCCCAGCACCAGACUCCUGCCCCCCCAGCGCCCCACUGUCGGCUUCUGCUCGGAUCCCUACGUGCGGCCACACGGCCCCGAGCUGCUCCCCAACACCGUCCUCAGCGGGGUCCUGCAGGGCCUCUACCUCCCCCUGAGCCGUGUCCCGGCCUGGCAGCACCCCCAGACUCUGGAAUGA
This is a messenger RNA of Melozone crissalis (California towhee), 531 nucleotides long. RefSeq names its product sorting nexin 22 (gene SNX22). The transcript is spliced from 6 exons. The coding region runs from base 1 to 531 and encodes 176 amino acids. The record is from RefSeq and is a predicted model, not a curated record. Lineage: Eukaryota; Metazoa; Chordata; Aves; Passeriformes; Passerellidae. Gene Ontology annotation, molecular function: phosphatidylinositol phosphate binding.